Pleuronectes platessa (European plaice) is the source of this 1748-nucleotide messenger RNA. It is a transcript of the gene gulp1a, whose product is annotated as GULP PTB domain containing engulfment adaptor 1a. Lineage: Eukaryota; Metazoa; Chordata; Actinopteri; Pleuronectiformes; Pleuronectidae. The record is from RefSeq and is a predicted model, not a curated record.
UUUCAGAGGCACAUCAAGAAGUCGGAGGGACAGAAGACUCCCAAAGUGGAACUGCAGAUUUCCAUUUAUGGCGUGAAAAUACUAGAUCUCAAGACAAAAGAUGUGCAGCACAACUGUCAGCUCCACCGGAUAUCCUUCUGUGCAGACGACAAGACGGACAAAAGAAUAUUCACUUUCAUCUGCAAAGACUCCGAGUCCAACAAACACCUCUGCUUCGUGUUUGACAGUGAAAAGUGUGCAGAGGAGAUCACUCUAACCAUCGGCCAGGCCUUUGACCUGGCCUACAAGAAGUUCCUGGAGUCUGGAGGCAAAGACGUGGAAACCAGGAAACAGAUCGGGACCCUUCAGAAAAGAAUUCAGGAACUGGAAUCAGAAAACUCUGAGCUCAAGCAGCAGCUUCAGGAUCUUGAAGAGCAGCUGAUGAUCACUCACUCUCCACCGCCGCUGCACAUUAACGCCUCCAACGAAGCGUACAUGCUGCAGAGGCCCUCGUCUCUCUUCUGGUGUCACAGCCUCAAGUCACUGUCCUGUCUGGAGAUCUCCUCUGUCACUCUCACCCCUAUGAGCUCGCCGGAGUCCAACCUGUCCAGCGGGCUACUAACUCCUCCGCCUGCCAAACCUGCUCCUCUUCCUCCUAAGCCUGCUGAGGGAUGCAGCAUCCCGCGGCCUCGCGGAGGCAGUAUCUCCAUAAAACCACAGACGUCCACUGACGUCUUCGACAUGGUUCCCUUCUCCCCUGUGACACCACUGGUGCCCACAGUGGCCAGUAACGGCUGCCCGCCACCACCGCCGACCACAUUGCCACCAGAUAUAAGGAAGGACUUGUUUGGUUCAGAGCCUUUCGACCCGUUCACCUGCGGCUCGGCCGACUUCCCCCCCGACAUCCAGUCGAAGCUGGAUGAGAUGCAGGAGGGGUUCAAAAUGGGACUGACCCUGGAGGGCGCCGUGUUCUCCCUGGACCCGCUCGACAGCCGCUGCUGAGGCCUGGAAGACGCUCGUCCUCCUCCUCGCCGCCGCCGCCGCCGCCCUGUGCUUUGAACUCGUUUGUAUGAAGAAGUGCCGAGCGCCACUCCACGGCCGGGGCGGGAUGUCACACGUUUCAUCUGGAGGUUUAUAUGCAUUUGCAUUUAGAUUGGUUUUUUCGAUAUAUCAAGGUGAACUUAGAUCCAUUAUAGAAAAGAACUAUUUUUGUAUGAAGAGCAAAAGAGGAGGGAGUCGUUUUGAGUACCUUUGAUUGCACAAGGCAAUGAGAGAUGUAAAUAGUGGAACAUGUUGAAUGGUACGCUCCGUGGCAGGAUUUUCAUAUGAGACCAUUUUGUGUGUAUGCACCAUUUGAAUUGUGUAUUUGUGACACAUUCCUGUUUGUACGCCGAACACAAGCUGGCAAGAAUUAAAUAAAUGGAACCUGUAUCUUUAAAAGCUUCCUCCCUUAACAUCACAUACUGUUAUUUUACACAUGAUGUAGCUCAUUAAUCCAGUUGUACAUGUAUGUUGCUUACUUACAUUCCCACCUUUUGGUUUUGAUAUUUCAGGAUAUUUUUGUUGUUGCAUUUUGUUUUUUAAUUUUUUUUAAGUAUGACACGUCAGUUCCAUAUUUACGCAUCGUCAUUUUUACUCUCCUCUCAUCUCUUGCACCAGAAGGCACUUUUGUGGACAAACUGUCCAUUCAUGAAGUUCUAUUCCCAUGAUUUUACUUUUGGUUGCAUUGACUUUGCUGUUACACUUAUUAAAGAAAAUCUUACUGAAAA